Capronia epimyces CBS 606.96 is the source of this 2838-nucleotide messenger RNA. RefSeq lists its product as uncharacterized. The transcript is spliced from 2 exons. The record is from RefSeq and is a predicted model, not a curated record. The coding region runs from base 1 to 2838 and encodes 945 amino acids. Lineage: Eukaryota; Fungi; Ascomycota; Eurotiomycetes; Chaetothyriales; Herpotrichiellaceae.
AUGUCGGUUCCAUCUGUUCUGGAAUAUGCUCGCUUCCACGGCCUUGCCACUGAUCACACUUCAGAUACCCUUCUGGAACACCUACACCAUGUCCCCAGUCCCACCGCUUCUUGUUCGAAGGAGUUGGAUUCUUCUUUGCCCGAACCAGAUUUUACUGUCUUCGCCAACGCUCUCAAAGAUCCCAAGCUACAACUGAAUCGACAAGAAACCAUUCUGCUAGCCGAGAGCAUCACAGAUUGCCGCCCGACUAUCCAUUGGACCGAGGUCCUUCCUAACCCCAACCGAUGGAGAAGGCUGAAAGUGGAACAACCUCUUCUUGCUGGAGAUCAUGAUUUGGAUGUUGCAGGGUUCAGUCAAAAUGCAGCGAGCCGCUUAGAUUUGCAAAGUCACUUAGGAGACAUCAUACAGUUGAAUACUACAUGUGUCGAGCCCUAUGAGGAUGAAUGGAACGACAUACAGACAGCUGGCAGCUUGAAAGAUGUGAAGAAAACACUCGACCUUGAGAAAGUGCACGCCACGCGGGAAGCUUUGAUGUGUCUUGCGGAAGCCCGGAAUGGCACCCUUAGCAAGGAUGAAAGAAACGAGCUUCUCAAUAUAGAAGUACCUCUGAAACCACAGCUGCGCUCAUCAAGUCCACUAACAAUGCUCGACGAGCCUUCACCAGAUCACUCUAUCACAUCUCCUUUCGACACAGAGGCCGACUCACCCAUUGAAGAAGAUGUUGAUUUGGACAAGCGGCUUCUGGAGCUGGAAGAACGAAUGGAAAAGGAGGGCUGGUCAACACUUAGCAGCCACAGUGCAAUCCCCGUGGACAUUGUAAACACGCCGAGUGUGAAAGUCGGAAAUAUCCAGACUCCAGGAGAAUUACCUCAAUUGAACAAAGAUACGAUGCGAUGCCUUAUCACAACUGGAGCAACUUCGCCACAAGAGGACAUCGGUCAGGGCGUAACAACUCUCUCGACGCCAAUAAAAAGAGGCUCCUCACCUAAACAGAAGCCUGAACUGUCAAUCGGAAUGGAAAAUUCGAAGAGGAGGACCAAUCCUUUAAGUCUCAGAGACGUCACGAGUAGCCCAUCUCAACAAGCGUUGGUGCAAAGCGAUGAUGACGAGUUUAAGCAAGAUUCGGAUGACGAUAUCAACACUGAGUUCCUCAAAAUGGCGGAGCAAGCCUACGAGGAGAUGGAAAACAGACUGAAGAGCGAGACAAGUAGUCUUUCUGACGUCUGUACGAAAAUCCCUGUUCCGAAUCUGGACUUCACUCUGGGCAGGUCCGUUGACCAUUCCUACCAAUCUGAUUUUGUUGCUCUCCAACUUCACCUGGCACUCCAGAGUUCCCCUGUCUUAGCCGAUAUGGAGAAUGAUACAGAAUUGGAGCCAUUAGCAGUUCCUCCGCACUACAUGAGCGUCAAUCUUGACGAAAAGAUCGAGGCGUGUGGCACUCUUCAUGAACUAACGAAGCCUCCUGAAGGUAUCAUUCGAAGUGAGCAGAUGCUGUGGAAACCUCCAGGGCUUCGGAUACUAGACGAGAACGAGGACAGUGACGAAGAGAUGGAGGAAGAUGUUGGUUUAGCAGCCACCAUUUCCAUGCCAUCCACGCCGCAACUACCACAAAAAAGACCUGGGUAUGGCGAGUGCUCGACUUUCUCAAUCCCUGCAAAGAAACAGCGUGGGACAAAGCAGGAAGGCAGAGCUAGUCUGCUGGCAGCCAAGUGCGACUCAUCGACCUUAUUGAAUCCGUUCUCGGCCUCUAGCGCCCUAGCGACAUUCUUGGAUCUGAGAGGCAGCAAAUUCAAAACGGUCAAGCGAGUAUGUCAGCUAAGCGUGGACGAAGUCUUGGACGACCCAAUUGAGGCCACACAGCUUGAAAAGAACGAUCCUGAAUCUGCACCAGCUACAGCCUCAGUUUCGAGGCUUAUUGUAGAGUGCAAUGACCAAGAAGAGCCACCCAGGAUCCUAGUGCCAGCGACACCAGUUCUUGCUACUUGCCCGGCGCCAAACAGUGGCCUUGCACCACCCAGCGCAUUGGAAUGGUGCAGAACAGUGGUGGUUGACAUGGCGCUACUCCAAACGUGUCGCCGUUUGCUCGAUUACCUGGAGAAGCAGGGUUCAGGUCAACUUACUAUGAUAUAUCGAGAUCUCACUUCGCCCCAGGGUCAUAGCGGAACGAUACCCUCCAUUGGUCCUGAUAUGAUUCUGAAUCCUAGAUCUGGGCUCAUCUUCACUAACUUGCAGGCCUUGAACCAGAAAAGCUUGCCCGGGCAAGGCGACUCUACUGAUUUAGGUAUGGUUCAGGUCAAGAUCCUCAGGCUGCUACAAGAUUAUGACCAGCUGUUUGUUUUGGUGACGGUUCUAGGCGCCCGCGAGGGCUUCUUGCAAACAACCUCCGACGCAAUUCGCCAGUUCACAGGCUUCUGUUCGAGCCUUAGUACUCGCAACGACCAAUGUGUAACUCCAGUCUGGAUACUGUCACAACUGCCGUCGCAGACGGAUGAUUCGGAAUUGAGCAGCAUGAGCUGGCGGUUGAUCGCCAGGCAUGCCUUUCCAACAACGCUUCCGAAAGGAGACUCCACUGGCAACCUAGAGACUGUGUGCCUGAUUCAUGAUGAGACACUGUGGGAACUCUUCUUGAGAAAGGCUGGCAUGAAUGCCAUGGCAGCCCAGGUUGUCCUUGGUAUGCUGCACCGGUCUAAUGCACCUAUGUCGGAAGCCCCCCAGAGUUGGGGUUUGAGGAGACUGGUGCAAAUGAGGGCAGAAGAACGGAUUGACAUGUUCUCAGAGAUACUAGGAAGACGCAUGACGGAAAGGAUGAAUACAAUGCUUGAGACCCAGUGGGCCUAA